Molecule: messenger RNA, 2273 nt
Organism: Doryrhamphus excisus (bluestripe pipefish)
Lineage: Eukaryota; Metazoa; Chordata; Actinopteri; Syngnathiformes; Syngnathidae
Source: RefSeq, a predicted model, not a curated record
AAGCUAGCCAUGCUUGAACCCACCAACGAAGGACUUCCGACAACACCUACAGUCGCUCCUGCCACCCCGACUCAAGCAACGGAACCUACUACAGUCACUCCGACCACCCCGACUCAACCUACGGAACCUACUACAGUCAUUCCGACCACCCCGACUCAAGCUACGGAACCUACUACAGUCAUUCCGACCACCCCGACUCAAGCUACGGAACCUACUACAGUCAUUCCCACCACCCCGACUCAAGCUACGGAACCUACUACAGUCAUUCCGACCACCCCGACUCAAGCUACGGAACCUACUACAGUGAUUCCGACCACCCCGACUCAACCCACGGAACCUACUACAGUCAUUCCCGUCACCCCGACUCAACCUACUACAGUCAUUAUCACCACCCCGACUAAACCUACUACAGUCACUCCCGCCACCCAAACUAAACCUACAGACCCCGCUACAGUUUCAUCCAUCCAGCCUACAUCCCCAGACUCAGUGGCUCCAUCCAGUAAUAAUCCAACAAUCCUUCCUGCAACCACGGAACUUCCAGAUGUUUGUGACUCAAACCCAUGUGGCGACGGGAUCACGUGUGAGGCUCGUGUUAAUGGAUCCUUCGUAUGCUUGUGCAUGGCCGGGGCGUUCUUCAGUGGGGGCACUUGCCAGACCGCUCAAGUUUUCCCCGGACAACUGCAAGUGCCCAAUUUAAAAUAUGAAAAGGAAAUGGAAACCAAAACAUCAAACGCAUUUACAUAUGCCUCUUGGAAAAUUAAUGCACAGAUACGGACGUCAUUCCGGAGCGCUUGGGGCUUUUCUCACAGUAGUGUGCUGGAACUCAAGCCAAUGAGCAACAAACGGGCAGAUUCAGACGGCGUUACUGCGACUCUGGAGGUCUUCUUCUACAAAUCUAUUCCCAUCACGACGCAGAUAUUUGAUGACAUCCUGGUAAAUGCUUCCAAGUGUGACGCCUGCAUCCUGGCUAAUUCCACCUUUGCGAAGACCGACCUGUGUCUUAAGAAGCCCUGCAAGGAGGAAACGGCGGACUGUUCAUCCAAAGAAGGCUUCUUCAACUGCAGAUGUAAGACAGGUUACAUCAUAACAGACUACAGCGAGAGGGUGUGUGUCGCUUGUCCAAAUGGUCAGAAACCACAUGGAACCAGGGAUUGUGUAGCGUGUCCGUAUGGUCAUUCUGGUUUUAACUGCUCUGAAACAUGGCAGCUAGCGUUGGUGGUCGUCGGCUCUGUGUUGGGAGGACUGCUGCUCAUCUCGCUCAUUGUUGUGAUCGUCUUGGCUUGCAAAUCCCCAAAGAAGACUUCCAAGAAAAACAAACGUUUAGACACCGAGGACAAUCAAGACACGAGCCUCUCCUCCGACGAUAAACACCCACUGGUGAACAGCCUCCCGACCAAGAGGCAGCCCCUCCCAGUUAAGACAGAAUCAGACACGGGCCUGAAGCCUUUCCCCACUGGUGGCGUGCCCAAGAUCCCACGGGCCACGGCCUCCAGCGCCUGGGACAGCGGGACCAAUUUGGAAAUGACACCGAGCAAUGGCCGCCAUAACUUGAUGUCCAGUGGGAGGAGUUCGUGGCUGGACGACAACUCCGACGACAUGAACGGCAGUCCGUAUCAACGUCCCCGCAACCAGACCAACCCGUACGAAAACUCACGACCCUUGAGCAACCCGUACACCCAGGAUCGGCCUCAGAUAAACCCCUAUGCUAGGAACCAAGGCCACAGCAACAGCAGCUACUCACAUGAUGACGGCAGACCCUUCAAUUACUAAAGAACCCAAACACAACAAGAGCUCAGGGAUUAUGCAAUACUUUCAAUGCCACUGUGCUUUAAUGUCAAUUCCUGGGCAUUUAUGGAAAUAUUUUUCAUUUAGCAUAAAGUCUUCCAUGUUUGUAUUAGGUGUUUUAGUUUAGACAUGAAAGGAUAUUUUGUUGUUUUUUCAUCAUUUAUAUUGAAUAAUAUCAUACUCACUUAUUUUAUGUCUAUUGUACUCAAGUUAUUGUUGUUGUAUUAAAAAGUCUUGAUGUUUAUUUUUAUAGUAAUAUCAUGACUUUAUUUCUGUAAUAUAACUUUUCUCCCAUUUCAUUUUCCCCAAAAAUAUUUUGUUUUGUUUGUUUCUUUAUUACAAUUUAUUUUCCUUUAAUAUUUAAAUUCUAUGCUGCUAAAAUGAUGCUGUUUUUCCUCAUGUUAUGAGUUUAUUCUUGUAAAAUUCAUAUAGCUUUUUUUUUUAUAUUUUCAAUUUAUUCCUGUAAAAUUACAGAUUUUUUUCCCACA